AGUCUGACAGGGCAAGGCUAUAAAUGUCUACUCAGAAGUAAGGCCCCACUGUGGGACUUACUCCCAGACGCCUCGCUCUUCAGCAAGGAAGCCUGUUGAGAGGGCAAGUGGUAGGUGAGAGAAGGCAAAAGGGUGGAAAGAGAAAAACAGAGAGGGAGGGAAGGGAACUGGAAAGAGGGAAGCAUGGCUAGCGAAUUCAAGAAGAAAAUGUUCUGGAGAGCGGUGGUGGCCGAAUUUCUCGCCAUGAGCCUCUUCAUCUUCAUCAGCAUUGGCUCAGCCCUGGGCUUCCAGUUCCCCAUCACGGACAGUGACAACAGGACCACAGCACCUGUUCAGGACAACGUGAAGGUCUCGCUGGCCUUUGGGCUUGCGAUUGCCACCAUGGCCCAAAGCGUGGGGCACAUCAGCGGGGCCCACCUGAACCCGGCCGUGACCCUGGGCCUCCUUCUCAACUGCCAGAUCAGCAUCUUCCGGGCCGUCAUGUACAUUAUCGCCCAGUGCUUGGGGGCUGUGGUAGCCACAGCAAUUCUUUCGGGAAUCACCUCCUCUCUGGAGAACAACGUGCUUGGGCUCAAUGCGCUGGCCAAAGGGAUCAAUCCAGGACAAGGCCUUGGUAUUGAAAUCAUUGCCACCUUUCAGCUGGUGCUCUGUGUGCUUGCCACAACAGACCGGAGGAGGAACGACAUCUCUGGAUCAGCGCCGUUGGCCAUCGGGCUUUCUGUGGCCUUAGGACAUCUUCUUGCUAUUGACUAUACCGGUUGUGGAAUCAACCCUGCCAGAUCGUUUGGAUCUGCUUUGAUUGCCAAUAAAUUUACUGAUCACUGGAUCUUUUGGGUUGGCCCACUUAUCGGAGGGGCCAGUGCUGCCCUCAUCUAUGACUUCAUCCUGGCUCCGAGGACCAGUCAUGUAACCGACCGCAUGAAAGUCUGGACCAGUGGUCAGGUGGAAGAAUAUGAUCUUGAUGUGGAUGAUUCCAGAGUGGAGAUGAAACCAAAAUAAAAGAGAAUGAAGACAAGAAGAAAAAGAACACCAAUUUCUGAAAUUUUUUUAUCAGUAUUAUAGACUCUUUGUAAAACAACAAGCAGUUCUUCCAAAUUUUUUUAUAAGUCAUUAGAGUUUUUCCUUCUGCAUUUUUCUCCUAUCCUUUUCAGAUUUUUAGAUCUGUGGCUGUACCACAAGAAAACAAAAUGGAAGGGGGGGGGAGAGAGAUGAUUAUAUUUUGUAUUAUAUACGCGUGCAUGAGCUAGGGAGAAGAUUGGCAGUAGGCAUUCUGGAAGCCCAAAUGUAUAUUUCUUUAUCCAAAGGGACUGGCUUCUCCCACAGUAGAUGAACAUAUGAGAAUAAAGCCCACACGAAGAGCUUCAAGCAGUCGGAAAUGAAUAUUGAAGAGACUUUGCCUGCCAAGCUCUAGAAAUGAAAAAAAAAAGUCUAUGGAAGUGGCAGGGCUGAUAGAAGCUUCUAGAGCUUGGGUGGCCAACUUCUAUAUCCUGCGGAUUGUGCUCAUCUCUAGAAAGUAGCAACGACACCAGAAGGUUUUUUUUUUUUAAUCACAUACAGACCCAAUCAUGAGUGGUCAGACUCCAGAAUGAAGUUGAUGCCAUUUAGGCCUUUGCCAAGGUGGUGCCCUACAGAUGUUUUGAACUACAACUCCCAUCAGCCCCUAACCAGUAUGCAAAUUGAAGUCCAAAACAUCUGAAAGGCAUCACCUUGGCAAAGGCAGGUGUAAGGGAUCCACAGCUGUGGAGUGUAUGUGCUCUGACAUAGCCUUAUUUACAAAGAAAUCCCUUUACACAUCCCAUGUGCGUUGCAUCCCAAUCCAAAAGAGAGGCUUCAGUUUAAAGUAUGGAGUAUCUCUAAUUCUCACAACUUGAAGGAACUUCUCUUUCCCUUUGCAGAAACCUAUCUGCAAUUUAUUUAUUUAUUAACCAUUCCUUGAUGAAAAUUUGGCGGAGUCUGGUAGCAUUUUUGCUACCAGGGGCCACAUAAAAUUAGCUUAGAGGCCAGAUCUGGCCAGUGGCCUGCUGACUGCCAAUCCCUCCCUAGAGAUCAACAUAUAGGGCACCAUCUGCUAGGAAGUUCUCCAAUGGAAGCUUAAUAGAAAUUAAUAGGAGUUCCCAUCAAUGUUGCAGAGCUCCCUUUUAUUCGCCUGAGGCUUGUGCAGGUCAAUGGUCUGGAGGGUUGGGUCGUCAAAGAUCCCAUAGGUAAUCAAAGACAUGAAAUAAGCCAAUGUUUACUCAUUUCUGUUAAUGUGCACCCCUCUUCAUGUACCAUUAAUACUAUCACAUGCCAAAAAGCUACCAGACCCCAAGAAAUGUUUAUACUUUAUAGUUUUAUGGGUAUAUAAACUAUAUCUGUACAUACCCUUGCAUAAAGCAGAGUUCCCUAGACCGGUGCCCUCCAGAUGUUUCAGACUGCUAUUCCCAUCAACCCCAAUCCACCUGGCUGCCCUGGCAGGGGCUGAUGGGACUUGUAGUCCAAAAUAUCUUGAGGGCACCAAGUUGGGGAAGUGUGGCCUAAAGAACGAGAAAUAUAUAACUAAAGAUCAAAUCAAAGACCUGAAGUUAAAACAAACAUUUUCACACAUUUCAAAACAGGAAAAAAUGUCAGAAUUCAAAGUGGACUGAUAAAAACUUCUAAAUUUUUAUUUUUUAAAAGUUUGUCUAGAGCAAUACUUAACAUAACGUAUCAGAUUUUGUUGGUGAAUUUAAUGGCAAUGAUAUUACGUCCUAGCCUGAGAAAGUCAUUGGAUUCACAGGUUUAUUUCUCCUCCAUGCUCCCUGGCCCCCACCAGCAAUGAAAAAUGCAAUCAUAUCACAGAUUGGGAAUACUGGGCAGGAAAACAGAUUAGGAUAGCAGAUUUCACAAGCAAAUUUAAGUUAGAGAAUGUACUUCAGAAUUCCUCCCCCCCAUAAAAACACUUCACUCCUAAAUCAUCAAUAAACACCAGUUACCAAGAACAAGAUACGAUGAUAAUUGUUUACUUUUUAGAAAACCCCACUUCUCAGCCAUUUAGGACUAAUGUAGUCCUCACAACAUUCAUGCUAGGCUAGGCUGAGUGAUCGUGACUGGUCCAAGGUGAGCUACAGAAGUGGCUGGUUGGCUGGGGUGCAACAGCUGCAGCAGCUCCUUGGCAGGUGGGUUGCUGUUGAUUACCAGGAGGAAAGGCCAGCAGGGAUGUCAGGAUGGUACAAGGAUGCUGGCAGAGUGUGCAGUGGAGACAGGUGGCUCCGAUGUCAGUGGGACAGUGAAUUCACUCCAGGUUUUAGUCUGAACUUUCAAGGAGCUGUCCAAGCAGCGGAUUCAUUGCUCCACUGACAUUGGAGCCACCAGUCUCCACUGAGAGUAUGACCUCCCUACCCCCCUCGCCCCUCCUGGUAAGCAAGAGUGAGGCACCAGCUGGGAAGCUUUUGGUGAGUCAUAUGGCAAAGUGGUAAUUUGAUCCUAACCUUCCCCAAUCUAACUCUGACACUGGAUCAGACCAAUGGCCAUUCUAGUCCAGCAUCCUCAAGGGUUCUUGGGGAACCACUGAAUAAACUUAUAUGUUUGUUUUUGUUCUACAAAUCAAAGCAUGUAUUUUAAUAACCAGCCAUGAUCUUGCCUUUAACUGGUAUACUUUUAGGGGAAAAUUAACAGAUGGCACCAGCACCAUGUUACGAAAAUCACAGACUGUAAACCAAAGCCUUGUUAGCCUGUUUUAUCAUCCAGACCUGGUCCAGAUUAUAAAACAUCACUGUCAGAAAAUGAAAUCAAAGGCAGAGCCAAAUGUAUUCUUAAAUGUUCCAUGGACCAUCUAAAUGGAGCCUGUCGGCCACCCGUGGUCCAUGGCCCACAGUCUGAGAACUUCCAACAGAAGACAAACAAAGUAUAUAUUCUGAUUGGCCAUAAUAAUUAAAUGUCUGUUCCUAGAGACAUUGGGUUGCAUCCAGUGUUAGACAGAGGAGACUCUUUGAAAUUAAUGGCUAUGAGUAACUUAGAUCCAUUAAUUUUAAUGGGUCUUUUCUGAAUAGAAUUUAGUUGGAUGGAACUCUUUCUUUUUUUAAUGAGACUUUUCUGUUUUAUAUAUAUACACACAAACAUAUGUUUAUAAUAUAUGUAUGUAUGUAUAUGUUUAUUGAGAGGGAUUAAUUUGCUUUGGAGAGACGCAGGGGAAAAAAAAAAAGAGUGGCAAUACCCAAAGGUAGAAAAGACCUUGGAAAAUAGAGGAAAUUAACAUUAAACAUAUUUGUACUAAUGUUGCUUGAGCUAACAGACACACAGAAGUUAUCAAGUGUUUUUCCAAAGAGCCUCACAUUAGCAUCAAAAUUUGCUUCAGGUGAAAUUCCGUGGGCAGCCUAGGAAUGCAAGUGCCCCCCUCCCUCCUGAAAAAUUUCACUAAUCUCUCCAAACCUCUUCCAGCUUACCCUCCAAAAUCCCUCAAAUGUUUUGCCUGAGGAACUUGUGACCAGUUUCCCCUCAAAUUUUGCUUGAGGUGGAAUUUGGCAGCAGUUCUGUCAUAGCCAGAGCCUCAUGGAGCCCCUCAAAAAACAGCGCUGUUGGGAGCCAGAACUGAUGUGACAGGAAUGAGAUCUAGCCUGGCCACAUCUAAAGUGGGCAAGGCUGUGCGUCCUAUUUUAACACCCCUUCCCUGCUUUCAUUCCCUGUCUCUUCGAACAAUUUUCUUCUCAGCCCAGACCACUUCUCAUGUUGGACUUGGGCUUGUAGAAAAACAGCUGACGUACAGGGCUGAAUGGAACCCCCUCCCGUUUUACACCCAAUUUAUGAGCAGCGCAAUAAGGGUCCAUUCCCCCCCCCAUGAUUUUCAGUGGUUUCUGAAAUUUGAGGGCGGGAAAACCCAAUGCCCACCUUCAGAGCUCCUUCUGCUGGCUGCAAGCAGGUAAAGGUAAAGGUGUCCCCGCACUUGUAGUGCGAGUCGUUUCCGACUCUUAGGGUGAUGUCUUGUGACGUUUACUAGGCAGACCAUAUAUAUGGGGUGGGAUUGCCAAUUCCAUCCCCGGCCUUUCUUUAUCCCCCCAGCAUAUGCCGGGUACUCAUCUUACCGACCACGGAUGGAUGGAAGGCUGAGUGGACCUCAAUCCCUUUUACUGGAGAUUCGACUUCCUCCUUUCGUUGGAAUCGAACUCCGGCCGUGAGCAGAGCUUCGGCUGCGUUACCGCCACUUACCAUCUUUUUUUUUUUUUACCCUCAAAAGCCCAUGCCAGAAUAAUGCUCUGCCAUCCACACAGCAUCGCUCCUGGGGUUUUUGGGGACCAGAAAGGUGCCUGCCUGGAAGGAGUGAUGGAGGUGGGUGUUGAGUUUCCCUACCCUCAAAUUUCAGCCCCUGCUGAAAAUCAGUCGAAACAGCACCUGCCCAGAAGGAACUCCAGAAGUGGGUGGUGAAUUCUGCCUGCCAUCCCCCAAAUUUACCAGGGGCAUCAACCCACCCCCCACGCCUUAGAAGUUAACACUGAAAACUUCUAUAUGAGAAUGUUCAACUCAGCACCAGCCUGGAGAAAAGGAAUAGAGAGCCAGGCAAGGGAGAUUUAGGUCCCCUUACCUGCAUAACUCCUUGUAAAAAAAAGUAGAUAAACCGCUACUUCAUCAGGUCAGAGCUGUGGACAAAACAAUGUGGCUGCCCCCUAAACCUCUAGUUUAGCUUUCACUGAGAUCCAUUCACAUGUUCAAGUGUUUGGAACCACAUGCUGACUGAGAACACACAUAUGACGAGGCUAGCAUUAUAUUGAAUGGGGCACACAUGUUUCAGCUCACCCAGCCUGUUACAGGUCUGUGAAAGCUAUUGCAUUAUGGCAUUCAUGAAGCAUCAUGGGUCUAAGGAUGGGGAGAAAGCUUUUCAGGGGGUUCCACGUAUGGACCAAUAAAGAGAACUUAGGAAAUCUCUUAGGAAAUAAUUCCAAUAAAUUAAAAAUAUCCUCAUUGUUUCUUGAGUACAUUUGACAUGGCAUUUUGUGUACCCUGCAUGUAAAUAUGGCAUGACUGGACUUAAAAAUAAAGAAAAUUUGUUGUGCUGCGAA
This is a messenger RNA of Rhineura floridana, 6008 nucleotides long. It is a transcript of the gene AQP1, whose product is annotated as aquaporin 1 (Colton blood group). Gene Ontology annotation, molecular function: glycerol transmembrane transporter activity; carbon dioxide transmembrane transporter activity; water channel activity. The coding region runs from base 184 to 999 and encodes 271 amino acids. The transcript is spliced from 5 exons. NCBI's taxonomy places the organism in Eukaryota, Metazoa, Chordata, Lepidosauria, Squamata, Rhineuridae. Gene Ontology annotation, cellular component: membrane. Gene Ontology annotation, biological process: carbon dioxide transmembrane transport; hyperosmotic response; renal water transport. The record is from RefSeq and is a predicted model, not a curated record.